UAGGCUGAGGAGAAACAACUGGUGGUUGAGGUAUAACAAGAAUACACAGCGUGCAUGAUCCGUCCAGAUGAUGAUGCGAUCGAGUCUUUCCCAGAGACCCUUCCAUCUGGCGGUCAGUCAGGCAAACAUUGGUGGUGGUGGUAUUUUUGUCGCUUUGUCGCUUUGUCGCUUUGUCCACAGCAAUGACAAACACACACGAUUCGAGAAUCGAAUCAACUCGUGCGCUGAUCGCGAGAAACGUGAAAAUGAAAAAAAGGAAAAAAGAUAAGAAAGAUAAUCUUCAGCAGAGAUGGAAGUCUAGC
Molecule: messenger RNA, 302 nt
Organism: Aspergillus fijiensis CBS 313.89
Lineage: Eukaryota; Fungi; Ascomycota; Eurotiomycetes; Eurotiales; Aspergillaceae
Exons: 1
Coding region: 68-268 (66 amino acids)
Source: RefSeq, a predicted model, not a curated record